AUGUACAAACUUGAGUUUGUAGAGGAGUACACCAGUGCAUCAGUCGGUCUCUAUUUCCUCACAGGUAUAGAGGUCCGUGCCGUAGGCAAAAAGGUGUUGGAUGCAGUUCACGAGGCGACGAAAGAGGCUGGCUGGAUCAUCAGCGACUCAUUCGGAGAUGCUAGCGACGAGCUGCAGCAGUACGUGGACAGGGCGGAGAGGGUCCCCUUGCCGCGCCACGUGGUGGACGCCGAAAUUAAGAGGUUCAAACGUCUCGGCGCCUCCGCCGCCGUGGCAUUCAAGUCGAUCUUUGAUAAGUCGAUCGAGUCUUCCAGGAUCAGAGUAACAGCGCUCUCAGACCGGAUUUUCCUUUGGAAGAGCGAGGUGGAUCAGGCAUCGCAGGCAGCGCAAGACGCUUCGGCUGCCGCCGAAGCAGCCCAGCAGGCCAGCGCUGCAGCCACGACUGCCGGUCCCACCGAGGCUCCCACCGAAGCUCCCACCGAGGCUCCUACUGAGGCUCCCACCGAAGCUCCCACCCAGGCUCCAACCGAGGCUCCUACAGACGCUCCCACUGAAGCUCCUACCCAGCCACCCACCGAGGCUCCUACCCAGCCACCCACCGAAGCUCCUACCCUGGCUCCCACCGAAGCUCCCACCCAGCCUCCCACUGAAGCUCCCACCCAGCCCCCCACUGAAGCUCCUACCCAGCCCCCCACUGAAGCUCCUACCCAGCCCCCCACUGAAGCUCCUACCGAAGCUCCUACCCAGCCACCCACGGAAGCUCCUACCCAGGCUCCCACCGAAGCUCCUACCGAGCCCCCCACUGAAGCUCCUACCCAGGCUCCUACCGAAGCUCCUACCCAGCCACCCACUGAAGCUCCUACCCAGCCCUCCACCGAAGCUCCUACCCAGGCUCCUACUGAAGCUCCUACCCAGGCUCCUACCCAACCUCCCACCGAGGCUCCCACUGAAGCCCCUACCCAGGCUUCUACAGAGGCUCCUACUGUAGCUCCCACCGGAGCUUCCACCCAGGCUCCCAUUGAAGCUCCAACCCAGGCUCCUACUGGAGCUUCAACCCAGCCUCCCACUGAAGCUCCUACCCAGGCUCCUACUGAUGCACUCACCGAAGCUCCAACCCCAGGUCCUGAUGACAGUCCUGUUAGAGAUCGGAAGAAGCGAUCAACAACGGCUGACCCCUUCGAUGCCGCCACUGCCGUCUUGGCUGAAGUUCUGGCGGAUUACUCGCAGUACGCUUCUUUCGCGAAGGCGUUUUCUGAUGACGUCAUUGAGGAUGCAUUCGACACGGCUGCUAAAACCGUCGACGACAUUGCGCGGUACCACGAUGACAGUACGUACAUCGAUGCCAUCACAAAGUUUGUGUCUGGACCGGAUCAAAUUUACGACGCCACUCAAGGCAAGCUGAAAAAGGUCGACCUGGCUGUCGCUGCUGCUAUUCGCAGCUUACACUCAUGAGAGACUUGGCUGCUGACCGAGGUUUUCUGGAAAAUGUCAACAGGCCACGUUGUCUGUGUCUCAGUUGUAAUAUCUUAUGACAAUAAAAAAACU
Molecule: messenger RNA, 1545 nt
Organism: Thrips palmi
Lineage: Eukaryota; Metazoa; Arthropoda; Insecta; Thysanoptera; Thripidae
Product: cell wall protein SED1-like
Exons: 5
Coding region: 1-1452 (483 amino acids)
Source: RefSeq, a predicted model, not a curated record